AAUGUUUUCUUUCUAAAAUUACUUCGAACUUAAACAAAAAUAAAUAAAUUCGUUUUGUAUUUAUAUAAAUGAUAUGCUGUUUAUUAAUUAUGCAUCAAUGAGUUAGCUUCGUUGAGAGAUUUUAUAAAUCAGCGGUGUCGAUGUUUAGAAUUUAAUGAUUUUGUAAACAAACAAACCUUGAGUUCGCUCAAAAAAUGUAAAUUAUAAAGGAAUUUAACCUUGCCAGUGACGAGCAAUUAGUGAAAUAGCCAUGGGUACGUGUACUAAUGGAGUAAUGAAGCAAGCGAUUCUUCUAACGGGUGGAGCGGGCUACGUAGGCUCCCACACCGUAGCGGCCUUACUCGAAGACCCGGUGAAAAGCGAACAAUACGACAUAGUAGUCAUAGACAAUCUAGUCAACGCUUACAGAGCGCCCGGGCAGAAGAAGCCAGAACCUCUGAGGAUUAUAGAGGAGUUGACUGGCAAGAGUGUGAUCUUCUAUGAUGUUAAUAUAGCAGAUGGCGCGAAGUUGCAGGAGGUUUUUGAUAAGCACAGCGUGCACUGCGUGAUCCACUUCGCGGCGUUGAAGGCGGUGGGCGAGUCGGUGGAGAAGCCGCUGGAGUACUACCAGAACAACAUCACUGGGACUUGCACGCUGCUUGAUACGAUGCGCAAAAACAACGUCUACAACCUGAUCUUCAGUUCCUCCUGUACCGUCUACGGAGACCCGGAGCGCCUUCCACUGGACGAGUCUCACGCGACCGGCCGCGGCCUGUCCAGCCCCUAUGCACGCACCAAACACUACUGCGAGACUAUUUGUGAGGACCUGGCUGUUAGCGAUAAGAAGUGGAGUGUAAUAUCGCUGCGCUACUUCAACCCGGUGGGCGCGCACGAGAGCGGCCGCAUCGGCGAGGACCCCGCCGGGAUCCCCAACAACCUCAUGCCGUAUAUUGCCCAGGUAGCAGUAGGCCGUCUCCCCUCCCUCAAUGUCUUCGGCGGCGACUACCCCACGCCGGACGGGUCCGGAGUACGAGACUACAUCCACGUGGCGGACCUGGCCGCGGGGCACGCGCGCGCGCUGGCGCUGCUGCCGCGCCCCGGCUUCACCGCGGUUAAUUUAGGAACCGGCAACGGCUACUCAGUCCUGCAAAUGAUAGCGGCCUUCGAGAAAGCGAGCGGUCGCAAAAUCCCAUACAAAAUCGUCGGCCGUCGCGCCGGCGACAUCGCUGCCAACUAUGCAGACGUCUCACUCUCGCAUAAGCUACUCGGCUGGAGUGCGAAGAAGACGCUAGAUGACAUGUGCGCAGACACUUGGAGGUGGCAAAGCAAUAACCCUAAUGGGUUCAAGAAGUCUAGCUAGUUUAUGGUCGACGGUUGAAGUUGAAUAUGGAAGCUUUUGUCUUGUUGCGUAGUUGAUAGCUUGCAAUUUACAUCUUAGAUGGCAUUGUUAUAUGUAGAAA
Molecule: messenger RNA, 1439 nt
Organism: Plutella xylostella (diamondback moth)
Lineage: Eukaryota; Metazoa; Arthropoda; Insecta; Lepidoptera; Plutellidae
Gene: Gale
Product: UDP-galactose 4'-epimerase
Biological process (GO): beta-D-galactose catabolic process via UDP-galactose, Leloir pathway
Cellular component (GO): cytosol
Molecular function (GO): UDP-glucose 4-epimerase activity
Source: RefSeq, a predicted model, not a curated record